AUGAUUAAGUUAUUAACCACUUGUUAUGACUCUAAUGGAGAGCCAAAUGUGUCGGUCUAUGGAAAACACUCGGCAAAUGAAAUACUGAAUCCCAUUCAAAACUUUACGUAUGAUUUUUUCAAACAAUUUUUUGCUGAAGUCAAGAGUGUAUUCGCCGAUGAAUUCAUUCAUUUAGGCAUGGAUGAAGUCUACUACGAGUGCUGGGAAUCAAACCCAGAGAUUAAGAAAUUUAUGCACGACUUGAAUAUGACUACAACAGCACAACUCGAACAGUAUUACGUGAAGAGGACCGUAGAAAAUGUCAGAAACAUUGGCUACAAAUACAUGACAUGGCAGGACCCGGUCGACAUUUAUAGCGACUUUCGCUGGAAAUCAUUUGGGGAUAAGAAAUGUGACCCAAAAAAUAUCAAAGAUAUAAAUCGCUGUCGCAUCUCAUUAGAAAAAGUGAUAUUUACGGGGAAAGGCUCGACCAAAGGUCUGGGUGUGUCCGGGGGUAUCGAUCUCUGGUAUAACUCUUAUGCCUCGAAGUCGUGCCGCACUAAUGAUCCGUUUGAUAUCGCGCUGACUGUACACGUGCUGUGGACUGUAGGAGCCCUACCAUCCCAUUUUGCUCUCAAAUGGGAACGACUGGUCAUCGAUUAUAUGCCAAUGAAAGACAUUCAUUUUGUUAUAAGCCAUCGCAUCCUCCAGAGGGUUAAUAAGAUUAAUAGAGCUAAGAUUGUGAACAAAAAUCAUAUCUAA
Molecule: messenger RNA, 741 nt
Organism: Medioppia subpectinata
Lineage: Eukaryota; Metazoa; Arthropoda; Arachnida; Sarcoptiformes; Oppiidae
Source: the annotation of a GenBank genome assembly